UCGUAGAAAUAUUUCCUUCACCCUCAUGAGCUGUUGUUGGCAUAGAUUGUCUUUUGGUUUGGUUUGGUUUUUAGAGAGAAAGAAAUUGCUCUGUGCCUACCGCAAGAGGCUUCUGAGUGUUUGUCAUUGACUAUUUCUGUUCAAAAUUGUCCAAAUUUUAACACUGUUUCAUUGAUUUUGACCACAACUGAAUUGAUCGACCCGAUAAAAGGAUUUGAGAAAAGUUCUAUUUUUGGUCAUCACCCGUUACAAUACAUUGUUGUGGUUGUUCGACUAGCCGUUGUUCUAGAGGGGGAAUAUUGGAAGUUUUGGAACUCAACCAAUGAAUUUUCCAGAAGAACUAUGGGACUUCUUCUCGUUCUACUCACACUUCUUGGAACCGGAACCAGCCUCAAAGUUGGACUUCUUCACAUGCAUGGAUUAACUGGACAUUUCGACAGUGAAAAGAACUUGAAGUUCAAAGAGUUUGUGGAAAGUCACACCGACGUAGAGGUACAUCUGAUUGACGCCUUCAACUAUGGAGAGAGCAUUACGAGUCUCACUUAUCAAGUGCCUAUAAUUCUAGAGCAAGUAAAAGAGAUUGCAGCAGAAUACGACAAAGUGAUAGCAGUGGGUCACUCUCAAGGGGGGAUUAUCUGGAGAGGGAUGAUUGAGAAAUGGGAGUAUCACAAUGUGGAUACCUUCAUCACUCUAGCUUCUCCACAACACGGCGUUGCAAACAUUCCUUCGGAGGUCCUUGACAAGUUUGUUGAAAGCAAAAUUGAAAGUGAGGGCUUGAAGUCAAUUGUUAUGGAAAUGUUGGGCAACAUUAGGGGUAUAUUCAGCUUAGAAUUUCUUCUCGAAAUAUUUAAACAAGUUAUCUUGAUCCUUGGACACGAAGAAGAGUCGGACGAACUGAUCGAAUCAAUUUUUAAUUUGGCUCCAGCCAACUACUACCUGGACUCCACAAAUCACACCUUGUAUCUUGAGAACAUAAACUUCUUUCCUGAACUAAACAAUGAAAAGGGCUCGGAUCAAGAAAAAGAAACACAGAAAAAGAACUUUCUAGGACUGAGGAAGUUGGUUAUGAUUGGAGGUCCCCAGGACGGGUUUCUCGUGCCCUGGCAAUCUGCCAUCUUCGGCUACUUUGACGAGAAUGGAUAUGCUGGACAGAACGUACUUAAUAUGACAGAGACUACAUUCUACAAAGAGGAUCUGUUUGGUUUGAAAACCCUGGCUGAAAGAGGAGGAGUGGAGAAGCAUGUGGUGGAAAAUGUGGACCAUUUUCAGUUCGGUUAUAACCGUCGUAUCAUGGAGACUAUAGUUCUACCUGUACUAAAGGAGGUUACAGAGAAUGUGGCAAAUUGAUCUGAUAGUACUGAU
This is a messenger RNA of Bolinopsis microptera, 1362 nucleotides long. Its product is annotated as lysosomal thioesterase PPT2-B-like. NCBI's taxonomy places the organism in Eukaryota, Metazoa, Ctenophora, Tentaculata, Lobata, Bolinopsidae. The transcript is spliced from 2 exons. The record is from RefSeq and is a predicted model, not a curated record. Gene Ontology annotation, cellular component: lysosome. The coding region runs from base 343 to 1347 and encodes 334 amino acids. Gene Ontology annotation, molecular function: thiolester hydrolase activity.